AUGUAUAUUUUUAGGGAUAAAACUAUUUGGUUUAAAAAUGUUUCAGUGACAUUAUUGUCAUUUCUGAGACACGCGAUGUUGUAUUAUACCUUAUCUAUAAUGCAUGCGUCUUGAUAAACCUCAACAAUUUUAGCAUGUUUUUCCGUUAAAUGUCAUUUUCAAUUUUUUUAUUCAGUGUAUUUGUUAUGUAAGAACUAAAUUUGUGAAAGUGUAAAAUAUUGAAUGCCACUGUGUAUGGGUUCCAAAUCAAUUCGUUUCAAUGCUAUAUUAAUGUUUGUACAUGUCUAAAUAUCAUUAUUAUUAACCAAAUUUGUUAAAUGUGUACAUUUUUAUAUAGCAACAUCUAAAAAAGCGAAUAGGACCAAUUCAGUCCGCGCGCAAGAAAGAAUCGCAUUUAUUUGAUUCGUGUUUUUCUUAAAAAAGAAAGAAUCCCAUUCUCCCAUUUGGAGAAUGAGGGGUAACGGACGCAGUGUCACGCGCGGGAGCCCAGUGGAUUCCCCUGAAUGAGCUCCAGCUAUGGGAGAUGCUCGUGGUGUUUUUUUGGGAAAAGCCUCGCGGGAUGUCGACCCAGAGAGUCACACAUGGCUUUUCUCUCACAGUCACCGUCACGCGUGUAAUUAAACACUUCGAUCCCAGUCCGUGAAAUCACCCAUUAUGAGCGCUUUAAUGGGCCACCGUUAGAGAAGGACUUUAAACUGUCACCCGGUGCAGGACAGCAGCAGAAACUGUCUCAUCAGCCAAAAUCUACCUGAUUUUACCUUCUGAACUUCCCCGGUGGGACAUGUGUUAUAAAGGUACAGCUUUCACUUCGAUGAGGCCUGUGUUACGAUAUUAGAUUAUAGUGGCUUCGAGUAUGGAAAAGUAUGGAGUAUAGAUUUGAAGAUAGUAAGAGAGAUAAAUUUGCUUCUUCAACACAAAAAACGCGUUUUUGCAGAAUAUCUCAACUCUGGCUUUUAUUUCAACGGAGAGGGAGACAUUUUGUAGCAGUGGCAUGUGGUGGAAUCUUUCAUUCUUCUAUAGUGUGAGCAUAUCCUGAGUAAUAUGGAAUAAUUUGAUACUUUGAGUCGUUAUACUAAGUAUGGAUAGCACAGUGGUGGGUGUAGUAUAGUGUGAGUAUACAGUAAAAUAUUUAUGGAGAAGUGUUGGUAUAAAGUGCAGGGAUAUGUUGAGAAUGAGGCCUCCAUCCCAUCUGCCCUGUUUAAAGCAGCUGAUUCUGGCGAUUCGUUUGUUCUCUCUGAAGAUAAAUGGACUCGGUCUGCACGCAACAAUAACAUCAAGACAACAAUAGCAAAAGAAAGAGGUCCAGACCCGUGUAUGCCGGACCUCAAACAGAGAGGGGAAUAAAACAGAGCACGAGUGUUUCCUCCUCCUGAAUGAACGUCACUUACAGCAGCAGCGCCUUCACGCUCCGCUGCUCCCCACCGCUUUAAGUAUUCCCGCAAUAUUAGAGGAGUCAUGAAUAACAAUUAUUGUCAGGAGGUGUAGCGCGGCGCGCGAGCAGGGCACCACACUCUGGACCAGAGCGCGGGAUCUGGGAGGACAAGAUUUACAUUUGGAGGAACAGGGAGAUUAUUUUGAGUUGAAUACUGAAGUUUUGUUGGUCAUGAGGAGUUGAGAGUGAAGCGCGCUUCUCCUGGCGAGUGUCGUGUAGUGCUGUCGCGUGUUCUUCUGCUCUCUGCAAACGCGCGUGUUUUUCUGCCCAGAUGUUAGUGCACACGUAUUCUUCCACGGACCGCCAUGACGGGGUACCGAGCCACAGUUCUAGACUGUCCCAGCUGGGCUCAGUGUCUCAGGGUCCCUACUCCAGCGCUCCUCCGCUCUCUCACACCCCUUCCUCGGACUUCCAGCCGCCGUAUUUCCCCCCGCCCUACCAGCCGCUGCCGUAUCACCAGAGUCAGGACCCGUACUCACACGUCAGUGACCCGUACUCUCUGAACGCCCUACACCAGCAACAGCAGCACGCGUGGGGCUCCCGUCAGCGACAAGAUGUGGGCUCGGAAAGCGGAGCUUUACUGCCGCAGCCUAGAGCCUCGUUACCGCAGCUCUCCGGUCUGGACCCCCGGCGGGAUUACUCGAGCGUGCGCCGGCCGGAUGUGUUGCUCCACUCAACACACCAUGGGCUCGAAGCGGGGAUGGGUGACGGUCUGUCCCUGCAUGGCCUGGCACACGGCAUGGAGGAUGUGCAGGCUCUGGAUGACAAUAGCGGGAUGAACAUCCUGGAUCAGUCCGUCAUUAAAAAGGUUCCCAUGCCACACAAGAGCGUCGCUUCUUUUAUGAUGAACAAAGAUGGUCUAAUCGGCGGGGUCACCGUGAACGUCAACGAGGUCUUCUGCUCGGUGCCCGGCCGCCUGUCGCUUCUCAGCUCCACGUCCAAAUAUAAAGUGACGGUCGGCGAGGUCCAGCGGCGCCUCUCUCCGCCGGAGUGCCUGAACGCGUCUCUGCUCGGCGGGGUCCUGAGGAGAGCGAAGUCGAAAAACGGAGGAAGAUCACUGAGGGAAAAGCUGGAGAAAAUCGGCUUGAAUUUGCCUGCUGGGAGACGCAAAGCAGCGAAUGUCACUUUACUGACGUCUCUGGUUGAAGGGGAAGCUGUUCAUUUGGCUCGGGACUUUGGCUACAUUUGCGAAACUGAAUUCCCCACGAAGGCCGUGUCUGAAUAUCUGAACAGACAGCACACGGAUCCAAACGAGCUGCACUCGCGGAAGAACAUGCUGCUCGCCACGAAGCAGUUGUGUAAGGAGUUCACAGACCUGUUGGCUCAGGAUCGUACUCCUAUAGGAAACUCUCGGCCUACGUCCAUCCUUGAGCCUGGAAUCCAGAGCUGCCUGUCACACUUCAGCUUCAUCACGCAUGGCUUCGGUUCUCCGGCCAUCUGCGCUGCGCUCACAGCUUUGCAGAACUACCUGACUGAAGCCCUUAAAGGUCUCGACAAGAUGUUCCUGAACAACCCUACGCCCAACCGACACACGCCCGCCGACGGAUCCAAAGGCGUGGAAAAAGAGGAAAAACACAGGAAAUGAGUUGGAAUUACAACAGGAUAUCAAGAGAGAAGGGGCUUCGAACAAAGUCAUUGGAGAUGUUCAGAGAUUCUAUAAACUCUAGUUUUAUGACAUUGCGUUUUACAUUCUGGUGUGAAGGUGCAACGUGGAAAACACAUCGUGGGAAAGCAAAAGGGAUAAGAGACUGGAAGACAUCUCUGUUGUGACUCGUUCGCCAUUUUCAUCUCAUUCCUGUGAGAAUGCUGGAGGAGUGCGUGUGUGCGUUUUUGUGUAUAAAAAGUAUGCGAUAUUACAUGAUGUUAAACACAUGCUGUAUCACACAGGCUGACCUUUACACACAUGAAUCCGAUCAUUCAUAUUUUUGAGCUCAUCUUUGUGCUGGCCAUCAGCAUACAGGAGCACAGGGUUGGUUCGGAUAUUUGAUUUAAAUACAAUUAUUGAGCAGUCUUCUUGGGAUGUUAGUGGUUACGUUUCAUACAUCAUUUACACGUAAAAAUACACACAGGUAUGUUUUAUUAAAAAGUGGCUGUUAAAUGAUGACUUGUUCCACAGAGAUUACAAAGAGAGACUAAAAAGAAUAGAUUUUAUUGCAUUGUUUAAUACAUGCAGUAUUAUAAGCAUUAGCCAAAAAAAAACAGUGCAGACCACCAUGCUAGUUAGAAAAUUGAGAUUUCUUAUUACAGAUGUUUAAUUCAGGCAGAAUUGCUUAAACAGAUAAUCCAUCACUCACAUUUUUCAUUUUAAAGCGUAAUAAAUUACACAGCGUUAAUGCUAUAUAUUCUCAAUCAGACCAUUGAAUACAAUACAAUUUUUACCAGACAUUCUGACGUUUUUUUCUAAUCAGAGAUUUAUAUUCAGCAUGUUUUCCAGAAGCCUCUCAGAAUCAGUUUAACCGAGUGGUCGCAUAAAGAAAAAGAAAUCAACUGUUGCGCAAAUCGAAAUCGUUUUGUAUUUCUUCGAAACUGCUGUUUGCGCUGUCAUGCUAUUCAAUUCUGUGAAAUAUGACGACAUUUUCAUUAAGUUACCAUGAUAUUUUCUCUGUUGCUUACCCACGUUUUAUUUCUUUUGCACAGACUUAAACCAACAAUGAUAAAAUCAUACAUUUAAGGACUAAAACGAUUAUCUUAAAUGAAGCUUGCUUUGACCAAAUGUCAUUGAAAACAAAUAAUCCCCGAUUUAAUGACUUUCUCAGGCUGAAUAAAACUGGGAUAACGAGUUGACCCCGCGCGCUGGAACACUGCCACGCGCAUACCUUCACGCGCUCACCUCACCUGCUAGCGCACAUUCUACAUUCGUGGGCGAGCGCUUGUCAAUGAAGCUGGAGUACAGCCUGUCUGUCAAAGUUAAUAUUUGGUUAACUCUGUGUGAGAAUGGUUCUUUUAUUUAUGUUUGUAUAUAUUUAUUUAUACUUAAUUUAAUGGACGUUUGUACAUAGGAAUAGACUGAGUCGUCUGUUUGUGACUCUCUGUGCGUGGGUGAACGCUUGGUUUAGAUAGCAUCUUGUAUUUUUUGUUUCAUAGAUACGGUGUUAUGUGGUGAAGGGUAGAAGUUGGUUCAUGUCUGGUGAUUUUCAUUUACCUCGAAUUAAAAAUAAAUCGUGUUUUAUUGUA
Messenger RNA from Triplophysa rosa, 4606 nucleotides. It is a transcript of the gene tfap2b, whose product is annotated as transcription factor AP-2 beta. NCBI's taxonomy places the organism in Eukaryota, Metazoa, Chordata, Actinopteri, Cypriniformes, Nemacheilidae. Gene Ontology annotation, molecular function: DNA-binding transcription factor activity, RNA polymerase II-specific; RNA polymerase II transcription regulatory region sequence-specific DNA binding. Gene Ontology annotation, cellular component: nucleus. The record is from RefSeq and is a predicted model, not a curated record. Bases 1704 to 3017 code for a protein of 437 amino acids. The transcript has 7 exons. Gene Ontology annotation, biological process: regulation of transcription by RNA polymerase II; anatomical structure development; regulation of cell population proliferation.